CCUGAAGGGCAAAGGAAAUGAGGCAAACGACUACAACAAAUAAAGGAUCAGAUUUUCGCCUUUUUCUCAGCCUACUAUUAGUGUGGUACUGAACAUCCUAAUAAUAUAUUUUAAAAAUUAUUAUAGUGAAAUAAAUUGAGAAAUUACAUGCGCAUCUACCACGGGCAGACGUCAUGAGCUUAAGUUGGGGAGCGGGGCACACACGAUUUCAGUUGUGACCUACGGUAUCAGUAGAUGUGUCGCUCGAAGCGGAUCAGAAAAAUACGACGUGUGAGAUUUACCAGGAGGUACCGGAAUCGUCUUUCAGUGUUUUGGAUAUAAUCGGGUCACCGAUCAACUGUCCUGGGAGUGUAUGGAUUCGUAUUUUACCAGUUUAAUGUCUCCGGUCGCAUUCUCAAGGAUCUUGUAACGGGUUUAAUAUUUACACAAAUUAUUAGCCGGUCAGUACAACCCAUGGAAUUAUACUGGCUCCGGUUCUUGGCUCCAAAACUCGUCUAUAAUUAAGCGAAUGAUUAGGUGUUGGUCGUUUUAUUCAGCUACGGAUUUUUCCGACACAUUCUGACUGGGGUCGCAUGGGGAAAUCAGCGCAACUUUAACAGCGAAAUUGAAUUACAAGUACCAGGGUUUAAAGCGCUGAUUGGUGUGUUAGAUUGAGCGCCAGUUCACACGUUGAUUGAAUUCGGUAAUGUGAGUGGCCCUGGAAGUUAACUAAUAGCCUAUUAAUUAUACCAUUAUUUUGUGCGUGUGAAUUCAAAGCAAUGACAGGGGCAACGACUGCCCUGUUUUCUGAAAAUGUUAUUCUCAAAUGGAUUCGACUUUUCAGUCGCUACGUGAGAUUGGAUUUGACAGCCUUGGAAGUGAAGAGUUGCUCCUUUUAGGUGGUUACGAGCAAGAAGGAAAAGACUGGACAUCAGACCGGUCGUAUCAGAACUAUUUUGUCUCUGGGAAAAAAAAUUAGUCAUGGGGACCAAGCUACAGAUUCUUCUCGGAAUGUUUCAGUUUGUCUCGCUAACUAGAAUGCCAACAUACUGUGCCAAAGCACCGCUUUCUCACUGGCAGCCCACAGAGAGUCACAGAUCUGGAGAAGUGGUGAAGUGGUUGGAGGUGUACCAGAAGAGCGGCUGUCAGCCCAGAGAGACUCUAGUGGAGGUGUGGCGGGAGUUUCCAUGGGAGACGCAGCACCUCUUCCUGCCAUCCUGCGUUUCUCUGCGUCGUUGUGGCGGCUGCUGCUCAGAUGAAGCCCUGGAGUGUGUGCCCACACACACAGACACGCUCACCAUGGAACUGAUGAAGACUACAUACAUGAAACAUGAACUGGUCCACUUAACCUUCAUAGAACAUAGUCAGUGUGAGUGCAGACCAAAACUAGACCUUCACACAACCCCUACCAGGCAGGACUCAAGGCCAGCAAAGAAAGGGAGAAAGAGGGGCAGAGAAAAACCAAAACGGAAGAAAAACGUGAAAAUAAAAUCUGUCUCAUGUGUGGCGGCAGAGAGCAGAGGGUGCUCGUUUUGGACAGUGUCUCCUUCACUGCCAUCCAUCAUUCACCCCUCCCUGGAUAGAGACGGUGGCAGGACUGCAGCAUCCACCCCCUCUCCUCCCCAGCCCCCACCCCCACCCACACCUGUCCCCAGCAACCCACCUCCUCCUGCUGAGGUGCAGUGUGAGCCCUGCCCUGGGCGGAGGAUGACGUCACACCCCCCGUCCUGUGAAUGCCAGUGCAGCCUGAGAGAGGUUAGCUGCACACGCAGAGGGAAGAGACUGAACCAGCACAGCUGCAGAUGUGAGCUGACACGAGAAUAAGAUGAAAGGUCCCUCUCUUUCCUGGUGUGUCAGACACACACUGUAGACUCCAGGAGGUGAGGGGAGUACUGCUGUUCUUGAGUGCGUUAUUAUGGAGUCUAGGACAUGGGGUUAACCUCUAAAGAUGGUGUGGAUUUGGGAAGGGAGUUUGUACCACCCCACCCCCCCACCCCACAGAACUUUUGCUCCCUCUCAAAGACAUUUAACACAGUCUUAGAUGCAUAUAUUCAGAUCUGUUUGUAUCUGUAUAGCCGCACCAGUGCGUGUACGUGUACAAUAUCUCUUCAAAUCUCAUCCACAUAAGCUUCUAAAGCAUCUUGCUGCUAAAAAAAAAAAAAAAAAAAAAAUUCAAAUCCACCAAGUGUGUUCCCCUGGUCCCACACAGGAAACUAAUGAGGCCAAUACAGACACAGAGAGUGGGUCUGGGAAUAAAAGGGAAUAUCUGCCUUUUUAGAAAUCGGCACUGAACAAUGCAUUGUACAUCUCUGAUCUGUGAGUUAUACACCACUGAAGUAAACCUACUUAGCUUUCCAACUUAAGAGGACGGACUGUGUUCUGUAAAAGUAAAACGUCUGCUCCUCGAUAACGAGACUGUAAUCGCUCUUUGAUUCAUUUGAUCAUGGUUCUUAUGUCAAACAAUGAUAUGUUUUGGGCUAGAGCAGCUUUAACUGAUCUUCACUAGAUUUUUUAUCUAGGUUGAAUAUUAUAUUAUCAUAUAAAUAAAAUGCCAGAAGAGAUCAUAAUGAUGAUAACUACUAUAAGGAAAGGAGGAUGUCCCGCUGUUGUCUCAAUCUAGGGACAAUGGGCAAGUGCAAACGUUAGUAAAGGGUUAUGUUUGAGUGACAGAUGGUGAGUGUGAGUAUGAUUUCAGGGACUACUGUUCUGACAGACUGUUAAAGUUGACAGAGCCAUGUGUGUUUAUUUCUAACGGAGAAAAAGAGAGACAUUCAGAUGUCUUACUUAUGUCCUAUUAUGGUGACAUCUGAUUACAAAGAGCCUACAAAUCUGUCACCUCAGCCACGUAUAAUGGGGCUUGUUUUACUGUGGUAAUGGAUUAAACUGUCUGUCUGUUGGAAAUGGAUGGAUGGAUUGACUGAGGUCUGUGUGGUCCACACACACUGAAUGAUAAAUAUCUGUUCCCAUUUAUUUUUUCCUCUACGAGUCUAUCGUGUGACUGCACAGACUGUAUCAAUGAGUGUUUUUGUAUUUGGUUUAGUCUUUGUCUGGCCAGCUUCUUUUUGGAGUGAAAGAACUUUUCACUUCAGCUGGGCAGUGAGGGGAAUGUCAAUAAUAAGGAGACCUGGCCAUAUUCCAUUGGUGUUCUCUCUCUCUCUCCCUCUCUCUCUCUCUUUCUCCCUCUCUCUCUUUCUCUUUCUCCCUC
Messenger RNA from Chanos chanos (milkfish), 3184 nucleotides. RefSeq names its product vascular endothelial growth factor Ba (gene vegfba). Gene Ontology annotation, biological process: vascular endothelial growth factor signaling pathway; positive regulation of mast cell chemotaxis; induction of positive chemotaxis. The record is from RefSeq and is a predicted model, not a curated record. The transcript is spliced from 9 exons. Bases 961 to 1803 code for a protein of 280 amino acids. Lineage: Eukaryota; Metazoa; Chordata; Actinopteri; Gonorynchiformes; Chanidae. Gene Ontology annotation, cellular component: membrane. Gene Ontology annotation, molecular function: heparin binding; chemoattractant activity; vascular endothelial growth factor receptor binding.